CCGUCCAGCCGACGAUUACGGGAGAGACUCAGUGGGUCCCCCUCCACUUUCUACAUACUCUCUUCCCUGUGCUUUGUGUUUGUGGGUGGGAAGGUUUUCCGUUUUCGCUGUUUCAUUUCAUCAUAUGGCGUCGACUCGAGAAGGGCACUACAGAGGGGUGCGGAAGAGGCCAUGGGGUCGCUACGCCGCCGAGAUACGUGACCCAUGGAAGAAGACGAGGGUUUGGCUCGGAACCUUCGACACGCCAGAAGAGGCUGCGCUCGCUUACGACGGUGCCGCUCGCUCGCUCCGCGGACCCAAGGCCAAGACCAACUUCCCGCCUCCGGUAACCUCCGCCGGACUCCCCCUCGACCUCAACCUCCCCUCCUCCGGCCGCCUCGUCCUCGGCGAGUUCCUCCACACCGGCGUCCUCAAAGACCAGCUUCCCGACCCUUCUUCUUCGCCUCCGUUCCCGGUUAAGCGAGAGCCUCAAGUUUCCGUCUCCCCCGUUGGACCUUCGGUGCCCGAGACAUCCGCCACGGCAUCGUUUCUGGGGCUCGUGCGCCGCGGCUUGCCUGUUGAUCUCAACGAGCCUCCUCCGUUUUGGCUUUGAGCGAAUGCAAGAUCGUUGUCUGGACCCUUUUUUUACGGCGUCGUUUUGCUCUCUUCAUCACUGCUUUAAUUUCCGCUUGUUCUUACUCUCCAUUGCGUAGUUUUUCUUUUUCUUUUUCUCUGUUUUUGAGACUUUGAGAGCGAGCAACGAAAAAAAAAAAAAAAAUCAAGAAAUGAAAACCAUAUGCAUGUAUAUAUAACCCUAUGUUUUUGGUUUUUGUUUCCAUUAAAUACUAUCGAGUUCUUGCUUUA
Molecule: messenger RNA, 843 nt
Organism: Corylus avellana
Lineage: Eukaryota; Viridiplantae; Streptophyta; Magnoliopsida; Fagales; Betulaceae
Product: ethylene-responsive transcription factor 12
Biological process (GO): regulation of DNA-templated transcription
Molecular function (GO): DNA-binding transcription factor activity; DNA binding
Source: RefSeq, a predicted model, not a curated record